UGAAUCACUACCAAUCAAUGGUGAAGCCCUCAUGGUCUUGGGUUGGGUGGCAACCUUCAAAACCACUCAAAUAAAUCGAAAUAACUGUGUGUGUGUGUGUGUUUCGAUGACCCAAACAGACAAAAUUAGUCAAAAAUAAAAAAACAAAACUCUCUGAAAAAACUCCUCUUCACAUGAAAAGCUGAAAUGGCUUUUCUUCUUCCCAAUCUCUCUCCUUCUCUGCUUCUUCAAUCGAAAUCCAAGGAGAAAUCCGUACACCAAACACUCCUCCACACAAAACCCAACAACCCUCCUUCUCUUCCCUCUUCCCUCCCAACCCUCCAGACCCCUUUAGCCGACAAGAGUGCGCAGCUUAACACCCCAAGAGGUGCACACGAUAAGCAGCCCAAAGAUGACUUCUUUGUCAACCUCGGCCUUGCUGUUCGUACUCUCCGUGAAGACCUUCCUCUAAUCUUCACCAAAGACCUCAAUUAUGACAUUUACAGGGAUGAUAUAACGUUUAAAGACCCUUUAAACACAUUCAGUGGUAUAGAAAACUACAAAUUGAUAUUCUGGGCACUAAGAUUCCAUGGCAGAAUUUUGUUCAGAGAGAUUUAUCUUGAGGUUUUCAGGAUAUGGCAACCCUCAGAGAAUGUGAUUUUAAUCAGAUGGAACUUGAAAGGUGUGCCUAGAGUUCCAUGGGAAGCCAAAGGCCAAUUUCAAGGCACUUCAAGAUACAAAUUGGAUAGAAAUGGCAAAAUAUAUGAACACAAAGUAGACAACUUGGCAUUCAAUUUCCCACAGCCACUCAAACCAGCAGCAUCUGUGUUGGAUUUGGUCGGCGCCUGUCCGGCGAGUCCUAACCCGACGUUCUUGUGGGCCGCCCCGGUCGAAAUGCACUCAUCUUCAUGGCUGGAAUUCUAUAGGGAAGUUAGGAAGACAUUGGAUCAACAAGGUUCUAACUUGCUUUCACAAGAUGGUUUGGUCACUUGUUCAUAACUAGUAUUAUGUUAUUCUCUAUACAUUAAUGUAUACAAUCAAAUUUUUACUACACUAAUAUAUAUAUUAAAAGAAAUAUUUAUUGUAUUAGUGGAUUACUUUGUGUAGAUUAGCAAAUAAUGGUUUUUGUUGAAAGACAAGGAUUGUAUAUACAAAGCUAAAUUAACUAAUUUGUAUUGGUGGAGGCUUUGGCAUCUUUUAUGAGCUUUUUUUAUACAACUCUAUGUACCAAAUCUUAUUUCUUUCUUAAUUUUAAAUCAGAGUAUAGUUUACUACUA
Cannabis sativa is the source of this 1256-nucleotide messenger RNA. RefSeq lists its product as uncharacterized. The record is from RefSeq and is a predicted model, not a curated record. NCBI's taxonomy places the organism in Eukaryota, Viridiplantae, Streptophyta, Magnoliopsida, Rosales, Cannabaceae. The transcript has 2 exons. Bases 187 to 978 code for a protein of 263 amino acids.